Molecule: messenger RNA, 1274 nt
Organism: Trematosphaeria pertusa
Lineage: Eukaryota; Fungi; Ascomycota; Dothideomycetes; Pleosporales; Trematosphaeriaceae
Exons: 1
Coding region: 13-942 (309 amino acids)
Source: RefSeq, a predicted model, not a curated record
CUACUAUCGAUCAUGGCCUCCCCGGCGACGGACUUCGUUUCCUUACGACUAAAUCCCAGUCCCACUGCCACGACGCCGUACCGCGAAGCUCGGCGCCGCGGCAAUGCGCUGCUCUACCUUCCGCGCGAAAUCCGCGACAAAAUCUACGAAUGGUGCUCCGUUGGAAUGACAGCUCUACUCCGCGUCAACGAGAAGGGGAGACCAACUGUCGGGCCGACCGAGCUCAUGCUCGCGAGCAAGCUGUUGUACCGUGAAGCGGAGCCUUCUGUCCUCAGGUCGUUGGUCUUCGCUAUAGGAGAUACCUCUAACCUGGCGCAAGUCGUACUAUGGCUAGAAGCGAAGAAGUCAUUCAAUGCCUUUCAUUGCGUGCGUGCAGUAAUGUUCGACGAUUUCGAUACCUUUCGGAAGGUGCCAUCAGAGCAGGUCAGAACGUGGUGGCAGGAUAGGAUCAACGCUCACAACACAAAGUCGGUGGAGGUCCACGACAAGGUGCUACCCGAGCCACAGUUUGUUCCUGCGGCCAUCGGGUUUCUGAGCCGUUGCAACAAACUUCGCUCCAUGGUGGUAGACCUUCCGCUGCGCGAAUUUGCGCUCUACACGCCUGGGAUGCUUACCGUCUUCGACAACAUGCUCCUAGCUACAACGGCUCUCUACGACCUCGCUACACUGUCGUCAAUCAGUACCCUCCGCCGCCUAUGCAUCAAGUUGAUGUAUUGUAACGCGAGGCAUCAGAGCGUCUUGGACGACCUCACGGCAUCGGAACUAGAAGAACUAUUCACGGCGCGCCACCAUCCAGAAAUGCCGAGAUUGAAAGAUGCCUGGGGCUUGAAGAGCUGGCUAGCUGAGCUAUUCCGCCGAAAGCAGAUGGACGUUGAAAUAUUCUGCGAGUACAACACUGGAGGUCGAUACUCUUCUCCUGUCGACGAUGAGGAGAUUGAGUAGCCUCGUCGGAAACCAAUCCCGGACAACGCUAUUGGCUUCACCGCGACCCUGGCACUGGUUUACAAGGUAUGUCUUCCGCCCCAACGAUAUAUCUUCUUUGAUAAUUGUAACUUGACAACAGGAUUCUCGAGAGGAUGGCGUAUCAUCAACGAUAGCUCUUUACUCUUAAGACUCGGACGCAUUUGCAGACAGAAGACGGGCGCCAUCCACCUAUUCUAUACUGAUGAUGGUGCUGCAAGGGCUGAAUCGGAACCAACGAGGCGUUUCAAGAACUGGUGGUCACCUGUCCAAUUCAAUAUGAUAUCCACUAAUUCAAGUUUGGAACUGUCGGC